Bubalus bubalis (water buffalo) is the source of this 775-nucleotide messenger RNA. It is a transcript of the gene NHP2, whose product is annotated as NHP2 ribonucleoprotein. Gene Ontology annotation, cellular component: box H/ACA snoRNP complex; nucleolus. The coding region runs from base 66 to 527 and encodes 153 amino acids. Gene Ontology annotation, molecular function: box H/ACA snoRNA binding. The transcript has 4 exons. Gene Ontology annotation, biological process: rRNA pseudouridine synthesis; snRNA pseudouridine synthesis. The record is from RefSeq and is a predicted model, not a curated record. NCBI's taxonomy places the organism in Eukaryota, Metazoa, Chordata, Mammalia, Artiodactyla, Bovidae.
GUGAUUUUUGAAGUGCCGGCCGCGUGGACUUGUUCCUUGAGUGCUAGGUUGCCCCAGUCGCUGCCAUGACCAAAAUAAAGGCAGAUCCAGACGGGCCGGAGGCUCAGGCGGACGCGUGCUGCGGGGAGCGCACUUACCAUGAACUGCUGGUGAAUCUGAACCCCAUCGCGCAGCCUCUGGCUUCUCGCCGCCUCACGCGGAAGCUCUACAAAUGCAUCAAGAAAGCCGUGAAGCAGAAGCAGAUUCGGCGGGGGGUGAAGGAGGUUCAGAAAUUUAUCAACAAAGGCGAGAAAGGGAUUAUGGUUUUGGCAGGAGACACGUUACCCAUUGAGGUAUACUGCCAUCUCCCAGUUAUGUGUGAAGACCGGAAUUUGCCGUAUGUCUAUAUCCCCUCUAAGACGGACCUGGGUGCAGCCGCUGGCUCUAAGCGCCCCACCUGCGUGAUAAUGGUCAAGCCCCACGAGGAAUACCAGGAGGCCUAUGACGAGUGCCUGGAGGAGGUGCAAGCCCUGCCCCCGCCCAUGUGAAGGACUUAAGCACAACCUGGGCACCUGCUCUAAAAACAGUGGCUUGGUGGCGGGCCAGUUGGCUGGCCUCCUGCUCCCCACAUUCAGACAUCUCUGUGGUCCCGAGGCAGUAUUCUUCCCAAGCAGCUCCAACAGCUGCUUCACAACAGCAGAGGCAGCAUCUUCUCUGACAGCGCUGUUUCCUGUUGAGCUUCAGUGAAGACAGUUCCAAGAAUGUGAUGUGGGGGAAGUAAAUCCUAAAACUAAAA